Molecule: messenger RNA, 2713 nt
Organism: Lycium barbarum (goji berry)
Lineage: Eukaryota; Viridiplantae; Streptophyta; Magnoliopsida; Solanales; Solanaceae
Product: probable protein phosphatase 2C 65
Exons: 5
Coding region: 949-2241 (430 amino acids)
Biological process (GO): protein dephosphorylation
Molecular function (GO): protein serine/threonine phosphatase activity
Source: RefSeq, a predicted model, not a curated record
AAAUGACACUAUAUACAUCUCAUGUGUUUUAUUUACCAAUUUCCUAUUUUACUUUUUACGAAUUCCAUCCGAAAUGGCUUAUACUAACUAAAGUUAUAUUUGUGACCCACAAAAUCCAAUCUCCCUUUUAAUUGAGGAGUCUUUGCGUUGUACAAACGUAACAAGAAUCGUCUGAUUAUCAAUUCCAUUAGUUUUUAUGUUAUUUUAUUUCUCAGCUUGCAUUUUCUCAAACAUUUGGAACUACAAAUAUGUAAAAAGGGCAAAAGUUGGUUGACUUGAAUAAUGUCAAGGUCUAAUUUUUCUGGAAUUACAAAUAUGUAACGAAGAUAAAUUAGGAUACCAAGUCAUAAAAAUUAAGACAAGGAAACAUCAGGCCGUAAAGACUAAGAGGAAAUAAUUAGUGAAAUUGAGAACUAAAUCAAUGUCUUCAAAAGGACAGUCCAACGACCAAGAAAUCAAAUUGAAAUCGUAGUAGUACAACCAAAUUGGUUUUAACUAUGUGGGGAAAAAAAGGACAAAAGAUAAUCAAGGGUUGAAAUGGUAUGGUGUGAAUAAGAGUCAAAUUGACUGGUCAUAUUGUGUAACAAAAAAAGAGUUAUGACCUUAGCAUGGGUUAAGAUGAGGUCUAUUUUCUCUAAUAAUUAUAUUCUCUCUAUACUACAUGUUCCAUUUUUUCCCCACAAAUCAUGAAUGUUAUCUCAUGAGACAUCAUUCAUGAUUUGCUCAUCACCUUCUUCCUCUUCUUUUUUUUCUGAUUUUCCUGUAAGGAAUCAGACAUACUCCAUAUCCAAAUUCUGUCAGAAUUAUUAGAAGAGGAACAUAAUUAACUACUAAUUAAACCAGGUUUUUUACAUAAUUAAUCUUGAUUAAUUACAUGUAAUAAUGGCUUUGAUGUCCCAAGACAAGAUCUAAUUGCAAGGGGGCUGAAUAUAUAAUUAAGGCAGAGAGAUGGGUGCAUGUUGUACCUGUCAAAGGGGGCAAAAAUUGGAAGGCAAGAAUCAUCAUCACCAUAGUUAUUUUGAGGAGAAUAACGGGGAGCAAAAAGAGGCUGAAGAUGAUUAUCAAAGCAUGGUAGGAAGAGGAGAUUUUGGUGCCAAUGUAAGGUUGUGUGGAUUUUCUAAAUUUGUAUCAAUGUAUAGUCAACAAGGUAAAAAGGGGAUCAAUCAAGAUGCCAUGACUGUUUGGGAGAAUUUUGGUGGACAGAAAGGUAUGUUCUUUUGUGGUGUCUUUGAUGGACAUGGACCAUCCGGACACAAGGUGGCACGCUAUGUUAGAGAUUCGUUACCUUCCAAAAUUUCAUCGUCCAAUGUUAUCAAUACAAACAAUAUUAGAUGGGAUGUCGAAAAAGAUGAUGAAACGGACAACCCAAUCUUUGCUGCAUGGAAAGAUAAAUUUCUUGAGUCCUUUAAAGAAAUGGAUGAAGAACUUGAAGGUGAUGGUUCUAUUGAAAGCUAUUGCAGUGGUACAACUGCAGUGACUUUAGUUAAACAGGGAGAACAUUUGAUAGUUGGGAAUUUAGGAGAUUCUCGUGCUAUUAUUUGCACCAGGGAUGAAAAAAAUGAGCUUGUUGCUCAACAACUCACGGUCGACUUGAAGCCGAACCUACCAGCUGAAUAUGAAAGAAUCAAAAGUUGUGAAGGAAGAGUUAUGGCAAUGGAAGAAGAACCAAAUAUAUACAGAGUGUGGAUGCCUGACCAAGAUUGUCCAGGCCUUGCCAUGGCUAGAGCUUUCGGAGAUUUUUGCUUGAAAGACUUUGGUCUCAUCUCAGUUCCUGAAGUAUAUUACAGAAAGCUCUCUGAAAAAGAUGAAUUCAUUGUCUUAGCAACAGAUGGGUUGUGGGAUGUUUUGAGCAACGAUGAAGUGAUUCGGAUAGUAGCUACAGCGAGGAAGCGAUCUAUUGCAGCAAGACUGGUGGUGCAUCAUGCAGUUAGAGCCUGGAAAUACAAGUACCCGUGUGCCAAGAUCGAUGAUUGUGCUGUAGUAUGCUUGUUCUUGAAACGACAGAAGCCUCUGCUAACGAAAUCAUUGUCAGAAGUGACCGAACUGAGCUUAAAUUACACAGAAAUAGCAAGCUACACCCCCAACUCUAAGAUAGAUGAUGGUCUUGAUACACUGCUAAAUUAUCAACUCAAGGAAGAAAAAGAUCCACAUGUUGCAACUGGACUCAAUGAUGACCAUAAAAAGAGUUCUUCGAGGCACGCUCGUUACCUUAGCAGAAGAAAAUCUGCAAUGAAUUUUUGAGUCCAUUAUAAUCAGCAGUAAUGUGUGAAACUAAAAAAAAAUGUAAGCUAUAAAAUUAAAUGAAAUACUUGUAUGUAUUUUGAUUUGUAUAGUAGUCAAAUAGCCUAAGGCAAAAGAGAAUGGUUGGGUAGAUGAUGGUAUAUAUAUCUGGCAAAAGAAUGAUGACAAAAUCAGGAUUGACACUUCGGAGAUUUGAAAAUGUUGUUGGUAGAUAACCUAGCUGCCAUUAUCAUGAAUCAUGAUACAACUCGGGUCGAGGACCGGGGAAGUUUAAAAGAGGAUGAAACCUAGCAGCUUCCGGUCGGGGUGCACUACACCAAAAAAGGCUUUUAGUGGCAAUAUAUUUUUCUUUUAGCAGCAAUAGUUAUUGCCACAAAAACAUUACCAGCAAUUAGUUAAUGUCAUUAGAUCUAAGGUCGCUAAAGCCUUUAGAGACAUUUAUUGUUAGGGCGAAAGUUUGGUAUUGCAGGUA